AUGGCGGCACCACUUGGAUUGGAGACUAAGGCCCAACGUGGUAUCUUCGUCAUGUACAUGGGCCUUUGGGUUGGCUACGGGAUGCUUAAUGAGGUGGCUAAGCGACAGGAUGUGCAUUUCAACUCUGCUUGCGCUGUAGUGCUCCAGUCGCUGCUCAAGUUCUUCCUAGCGAGUUACAUGUAUUUGACGUCGGACACUCAAGCGACAGAGCCACUGAUCAGUCGCUUUCGUUACAUGAUAAGACAAGGCCUUGAGCAUCGCAAUCUCCUCCUGCUCUACUUUAUUCCAUCGGGACUUUACGUUAUCUACGAUGUCUUGUCAUACAUUAAUCUGCGUGCGUUCGAUGCUGCGACGUACUUCCUGCUUCUUCAAUUCCGACUCGUAGUGACGGGCGUAUUACACCAAGCAAUGUUCUCCAAGAGACUAAACCGGAAUCAGUGGGUCUCCUUGGGUGUUACUACAAUAGGAUGUGCCAUCAAGACAUUGGGCUCACAAGAUCCGAACGGUUCCACCAAGUUGAGAAUCCAUGGCAAUGGUCCGACGUCUACAGCUUACGGAUUGUUAAUGGUGCAAAUCCUCAGCAGUACGUUUGCUGGCGUGUACAAUGAAGUUCUUCUCAAGAAACAAGCUUCGAUUCCAGUGAAUUUACAGAACGUCUUCAUGUACAUGGAUUCCAUCGUGUGUACACUGGUCAUGCUCGUGCUCGGAUUGACCGGGCAGACAGCUCAAGAAGCUCUGACAACUGCUAACUUUAGUGUACUUUUGACACCUUAUGUGCUGCCAAUGGUGCUCAUGAUGUCGGGCAUUGGCGUAGUCACGAGUCUUUUUCUCAAGCAAUUGGACUCUAUCCGUAAAGCUAUUGCCAGUGCACUGGAACUCGUGUUUCUGCCGCUCCUGAGCGCUGUGUUUUUCAGCCAACCAAUCACACUAUACACGGUAGCUGCCGUGUGCUUUGUGGGCUUUGGAGUUUACAUUUACUCGCUACCAGUGGAAUCUACAAGUGUGACAGGAUUGCCCCAAUACACUAAAGUAGCGUCAACGUAG
Peronospora farinosa is the source of this 1044-nucleotide messenger RNA. Lineage: Eukaryota; Oomycota; Peronosporomycetes; Peronosporales; Peronosporaceae. The record is from the annotation of a GenBank genome assembly.